GGUCUUUAAAUGGCCUGUCGUCCCCUCGGAGAGGGAGACAGCAGCGUCCCGGCGACAGAGGCUCUGAGUGGAGAAGCUGAGGAUUGUGGGAGUUGCGGUUGCAGAUUCUUCUUCUCUCUCUCCAACAGCAGUGGGAUGUUCGGCUCCGUGCUGCUCUGCUGUUCCUUCAGCCUGCUGCGUCUCUCCUCGCCCCUGGUUCAUGGGAACAUCCAGCUGGACGCCGGCCCGGCUGCCGGCCGACUCACCGAGACCUCCUACCUGUCUGAUAUCGAGAGAGGCCACGCCCCCGACCACGUUCGUAACCCUGCACUCCUGCCUGACGACUUCGUGGAGGAUCCCUUCCUGAUUGACGCGGGGUCCUACGACGAGCAGGACUCGUCAGCGGCCUUGCAGCUUCAGGGUCGGGCCAUGCGUUCACCCCGCCGUUGCAUCCCGCACCAGCAGUCGUGUCUGGGUUACCCGAUGCCCUGCUGCGACCCCUGCGACACGUGUUACUGCCGCUUCUUCAACGCCAUCUGCUACUGUCGCAGAGUCGGCCACGCCUGCCCACCAAGACGCACCUGACGACGUCACGCUGACCGCGAGAAGCAACCUGCUGCUGAGGGGGGAAACAUGUUGAUGCACUGUCCGUGACGUGUUGCAGUAUAUAUAUAUAUGCUCUGUGUGUAAUAAAUUGACUUGUUUGGGAAAAUCUG
Molecule: messenger RNA, 695 nt
Organism: Scophthalmus maximus (turbot)
Lineage: Eukaryota; Metazoa; Chordata; Actinopteri; Pleuronectiformes; Scophthalmidae
Product: agouti related neuropeptide
Exons: 4
Coding region: 10-564 (184 amino acids)
Biological process (GO): hormone-mediated signaling pathway; adult feeding behavior; neuropeptide signaling pathway
Cellular component (GO): extracellular region
Molecular function (GO): type 1 melanocortin receptor binding; neuropeptide hormone activity
Source: RefSeq, a predicted model, not a curated record